AUGCCGGAAUCGGCCAAAUUUCCCAUACUCAUACCAAAAUACUCGGUGCUGGCCAAAUUGAUCAUCCAGUCAGUUCAAGAACACAUCUUCCACUUUGGAGUCGAUUCAACGAUUGCACAUCUUACCCAACAAUAUUGGAUCCCGUCCAUACGACCACAAGUGAAGGCAAUCUGUCGAAGUUGUGUAAAGUGCCGUAAAGAUUCUGGCCCGUCUUAUCGACUACCCGAUCCAGCUCCCAUGCCGGCCGACCGAAUUAAGGAGAGCUACCCCUUCGCAGUGACUGGAGUGGAUUACUCGGUUAUAAUUCCAAUUCGUGGUGCGGAGAAAGGCAUGGAGGCCAAUGCCUAUGUAUUAUUGUUCACCUGCGGAGUCUCUCGCUCCAUCCAUCUUGAGACCGUAGAAGAUAUGACAGCCGCAUCAUUCAUCGACGCUUUUAAACGGUUUAUCAGCCAUCAUCCAAUUCCUCGUAUCAUCUAUUCCGAUAAUGCCACCACGUUCAUCAGUGCGUCGAGCAUUCUCGUCAGACUCUUCGAUCAACCAGAAGUUGCCAAACAACUAGCAGAUAUGAAGAUAACUUGGAAAUACAUCCCGAAACGGGCCCCGUGGUAUGGAGGAUGGUGGGAGAGACUUAUUGCCUUGACUAAAAUAGCUCUCCGCAAGAUGAAUGGCAGAACAAGGCUAAAAUUUAUUCAAUUCCAAACGGUGCUUUGUCAAAUCGAAGCAAUUCUUAACGAUCGUACCCUCACUCGAGUGCCAACUGACAUUGACGGGCUGGAGCCACUGACUCCGUCUCACUUGUUGUAUGGCCGUCGGCUUACAAUUUUACCCUUUGACUUCGCAGCAGAUGAAGAACUGCAAGACCCAAGCUAUGGGAUAAAAAAUUCGGUUUCUAAGGCUUAUCUUCGCUUUUAG
Daphnia magna is the source of this 912-nucleotide messenger RNA. RefSeq lists its product as uncharacterized. The transcript has a single exon. The coding region runs from base 1 to 912 and encodes 303 amino acids. Gene Ontology annotation, biological process: DNA integration. The record is from RefSeq and is a predicted model, not a curated record. Gene Ontology annotation, molecular function: nucleic acid binding. Lineage: Eukaryota; Metazoa; Arthropoda; Branchiopoda; Diplostraca; Daphniidae.